Messenger RNA from Sphenostylis stenocarpa, 1959 nucleotides. NCBI's taxonomy places the organism in Eukaryota, Viridiplantae, Streptophyta, Magnoliopsida, Fabales, Fabaceae. The record is from the annotation of a GenBank genome assembly.
AUGAAGGGGCACAUGGCAAAACUUAAAAAGAUUCUUAGCAGGAUUUUUGCUCUCCACUCUUGUGCUUUUGCUCGGAAGUGUUUAGAGAUAUCAUUGGGAUUGGAUAAGUUUCUAGAAAUGGAAAGUUCCAAGAACAAUAGAGUGGAGAAAAGAGGGUAUGAGCUAGUUGAGGAGGGUGACGAUGCACAACACCAUCUUACACAGGCAAAAAAACCAAAACUGCCCGGUUUAGCCAGUGUGAUUGUGGAAGCAUUAAAGGUAGACAGUCUGCAGAGACUUUGCUCAUCUUUGGAACCUCUUCUGAGAAAAAUUGUCAGUGAAGAAGUGGAGCGUGCUUUGGCAAAAUUGGGCCAUGAUAAAUUGGCUGAAAGAUCUCUGCCGCCAAGAUUAGAAGGGCCAGUGGCAAAGAAUCUGCAGCUUCAAUUCCGAACAAGAAUGCCACCUCAUUUGUUCACUGGGGGAAAGGUUGAGGGAGAGCAAGGAUCAGCAAUCCAUGUUGUGUUAAUGGAUCCAAACACAGGCAGUGUCGUUCCUGUUGGACCACAAUCUGUUGCUAAAUUGAAUGUGGUGGUACUUGAAGGUGACUUUAAUGAGGAAGUGGAUGAUGAUUGGUCAAAGGAGCACUUUGAAAGCCAUGAAGUAAAGGAACGUGAGGGGAAAAGGCCACUUCUAACUGGAGAUUUGCAGGUUAGUCUAAAGGAAGGGGUAGGAACCUUAGGUGAUCUUACUUUCACUGACAAUUCUAGCUGGAUAAGAAGCAGAAAAUUCCGGCUUGGUGUUAAGGUGGCUCCUGGUUAUUGUGAGGAGAUUCGCAUUCGCGAGGGAAAGACUGAAGCCUUUGCUGUUAAAGAUCACAGAGGAGAAUUGUACAAGAAACAUUAUCCACCUGCUUUGCAGGAUGAAGUUUGGAGAUUGGAUCGCAUAGCAAAGGAUGGGGCCCUUCACAAAAAGUUGAUCCAAGCCAAAAUCGUAACUGUAGAAGAUUUUCUACGCCUUCUUGUUCGCGAGCCACAGAAAUUACGAAGUAUACUUGGUAGUGGAAUGUCCAAUAGAAUGUGGGAGAGUACUGUGGAGCAUGCGAAGACAUGUGUCUUGGGUGGUAAGCUUUUCGUUUACUACACUGAUGAAACCAACAGCGCUGGCAUUGUGUUUAAUAAUAUAUACGAGCUGAGAGGUCUCAUUGCUGAUGGCCAAUUCUUCCCUUUGGAAUCACUUACUCCAAAUCAGAAGAUGUCUGUGGAUUCCUUGGUGAAGAAAGCAUAUGAAAAUUGGGACCAAGUUGUGGAAUAUGAUGGAAAAGUUUUAAAUUCGCUUACUACUUCGAAAAAGGGAUCAAGAGCUGUAGCCACUCAGAUAAUGCACCAUAACAGUUUCCCAGAGCAACAGUAUUCCUCUGCAAAGAACAAGGUGUCAUAUGUCUCCUCUGAACCAAAUCAACACUUGCAAAUAACAAAUAACUACUCAUCCGGUCCUGGUUUGACUGACUAUCAAUUUGGGAGAUCUGACAGUCAGAUGGUAGGAACAUCUUUAACUGACUCUCAAUUAGCAUUGUCUGGCAGCAUGAACUACAUGUCAGGUGAAAAUCAUGAAAAUGGUGGUGCUUAUUUCGCUGGAGAUUGGUCCCGGCCAAGAAAUGGCCAAGGGUUGGAAGACAUUGUCGCCGAAGAACUCCGUCUUAGGAGUUCAGAGAUGUUGGAGGGUGAUGAUAUGCAGAGGUUACUUAAGACAAUUAAUGCAGGAGUGAACAUGUCAGCCAAUCUUGGUCAUUCUAAUGAGGGUUGUUACACCUAUAGCCUUCAGUAUGAGCCUCAGAUGUAUCAUUCAUUUGGUGAGGAUCAGGGUAAGCCUUCAGGGAAAGCUGUUGUUGGGUGGCUUAAGCUCAAAGCUGCUUUAAGGUGGGGCAUAUUUAUCAGAAAAAAGGCUGCAGAAAGGAGAGCACAGCUCACUGAGUUGAAUUGA